AUGAAGAAACAAUCGACCAGUCUUCGAGUGCGGUUGCCUGUUUUUGUGUUCAUCACAGAGGUGAUUAUUGUUGCCUUGUAUGCAGCAUUUGUUACGUAUGAUGAAGAGGCUGAUGCCAAAUUUCAGACUAAUCAGACCAACCCUAUGCACAAUGCAGUGUACAUGGACUACCCUUUCUUUACAGACAUACACUUCAUGAUAUUCGUGGGUUUCGGGUGCCUGCUGGCAUUUUUCCGAUUCUAUGGUUUUGGGGGGAUGGUUUUCAACUUCCUCACAGCUACUUUUGCCAUCCAGUGGGCCAUUCUGGUGCAGGGCUACUUCCAGUUCAGCCAUGAUGGUAAGAUCCACCUCGGAGUGAUCAAUCUCAUAAAUGCAGAGUUUGCCUGUGCUGUGGUGCUGAUAUCGUAUGGGGCAGUGCUGGGGAAGACCAGUCCUUUGCAGAUACUGGUCAUGGCUCUGCUGGAGGUUCUUGUGUUUGCCGUCACAGAAUGGGUUGUGCUUAAGUAUCUGAAGAUCAAUGAUGCAGGAGGCUCCAUUCUCAUCCAUCUCUUUGCCUGCUAUUUUGGCUUGGGUGUCACGUUUGUGCUGUACAGGCCUAGUCUAAAUGAAGGCCAUGCAAAGGAGAACACAAGUUACCUUUCUGACAUCCUGUGUCUAAUGGGGACCUUGUUCCUCUGGGUGUUCUGGCCCUCCUUUAACUCAGCUUUAGUCCUGAAAGGAGACGAUCAGCACAGGGCUAUCCUCCACACUUUCAUUGGACUAAGUGCCUCUACACUUACAGCCUUUGCACUCUCUGCUAUGCUGAAUAAAAAUGGCAAGCUUACCAUGGCUGAUAUUCAGAAUGUGACCCUGGCUGGAGGUGUGACAGUCGGGGCAUCUGUGGAUAUGAUGAUAUCACCUGCAGCUGCAUACGCUCUGGGUGUAAUAGGGUGUGUUGCAUGCAUGCUGGGCUACAAGUAUUUGAGCCCCAUCUUGGCGCGACGCUUCAGGAUCCAAGAUCAGUGUGGCAUUCACAACUUGCAUGGACUAACCGGACUUAUAUCCUGCACUGCAGGGAUAUGUGCCAUACUGACAGCUAGUGAGGAGGUUUACGGCCCUAGUUUCUAUGAGAUCUUUGCCCACAGAGCACCAGUGGAAGGGGACCCCAAGCUACAAGAGCUACGGAUGGUGAUUCCCGGUUUAAAGGCAGGUUUGGGGAGGACUGCCCAAAAACAGGCUCUCUUCCAGGUUGCAGCUAUAUUCUCCACCAUAGGACUGUCAGCGCUGGGAGGCAUACUCACAGGCUUUGUCUUGAGGCUGCCAUAUUUUGCAUCUCCGUCUGACGAUUUCUGUUUUGAUGACGAGCCAUUUUUUGAAGUUCCUCCGGACUAUGAUUCACCAGUCAGACUUAAACACAGCAACACAAAUAGUGUAGAAGACUCUACUGUGUGA
Pelmatolapia mariae (spotted tilapia) is the source of this 1431-nucleotide messenger RNA. Its product is annotated as ammonium transporter Rh type B-like. Gene Ontology annotation, biological process: ammonium transmembrane transport; ammonium homeostasis. The coding region runs from base 1 to 1431 and encodes 476 amino acids. Gene Ontology annotation, molecular function: ammonium channel activity. The record is from RefSeq and is a predicted model, not a curated record. Lineage: Eukaryota; Metazoa; Chordata; Actinopteri; Cichliformes; Cichlidae. The transcript has a single exon. Gene Ontology annotation, cellular component: plasma membrane.